GGGCUACAAUGCGCGUGCGCGUCAGAACUAGUUGCUUCCCGAAGUCUCCAGCCGCUUGUAGGAAAGGUAGAGCAGGGCCGAUGCCGCGACCUUGUGGACUCCAGGAGUCUGUCAGAAACAAUCUGAUUGAUGAUGCCAAGGCCCGCUUGAAAAAGUUUGAUGUUGGGACCAGAUAUUCCCACUUGUCCGCUAGUAAGUACUCUGUUCUUCUGCCAUUGCUGGCCAGAGGAGAAAAGCUGUACUUGCUGUUCACGGUCCGCUCAGACAAGAGAUUUUUCCACAUCAAUAUUCCUGGCAGCACGAGUCACAGUACCUUAAUUACAGAAUCAACCUGGAUGGCUAUCGGAGAAGGAAUGGAUCAGGAAAAAUGUAAGCUGAGAAGGGCACCUGGAGAAGUCUGCUUCCCCGGAGGAAAGAGGGACCCAGUGGACGCAGAUGACACAGCUACUGCUCUCCGUGAAGCCCAGGAGGAGGUGGGGCUGCAUCCCCACCAAGUGGAAGUGGUCUCUCACCUGGUGCCAUAUCUUAUUAAUAACGGUGACCUGGUAACGCCCGUAGUGGGAUUUCUAGACCCCGACUUCCAGGCCCAGCCUAAUGCUGAUGAAGUGAAGGAUGUGUUCCUCGUGCCUUUGGACUAUUUCCUCUGUCCCCAAGUCUACUACCAGAGCCACUUCACACAUUCUGGCUACCAUUUUGUUUUGCAUUGCUUUGAAUACACAGACCCUGAGACUGGCUCGAAGUACCUCAUCAAGGGAAUGACCUCAAAACUGGCUGUGCUGGCUGCCUUAAUUAUUUUGGAAAAAAGUCCUUCCUUCGAGACCGAAUUUGAUCUCCAUGACCUGAUACCGUCUUGUGAGAAGACCUUUCUUCAUAGAUGGUCUUCAAGCAAGUUGUGAAGUCACCGAAACCCAAAAGAACAUACACGAGGUUUUUGCAUGAGCUUAUGCUCAGAACAGCAGCAUUAGCGAGUGGUAUCUGACAGGUGUGAAUAUAUUUCGUACACCGUGAUUGUGAGGGCCUUACCUGGUUUCCAGUAACCAAUUUUUCACCUUGACCACUAUAAGUCUUUCAGAACUGGAAAAAAAGCACGAGCAGGGUAGUCUAAUUUUACCCAUUAAAAAAUGUCGCUAUUUUUAGUUGUUUUAAGGGUAUCUGUCACAUAGUAGGCACUUAAUAAAUAUUUGUCAAAUAUAA
Messenger RNA from Rattus rattus (black rat), 1194 nucleotides. It is a transcript of the gene Nudt7, whose product is annotated as nudix hydrolase 7. Lineage: Eukaryota; Metazoa; Chordata; Mammalia; Rodentia; Muridae. Gene Ontology annotation, molecular function: acetyl-CoA hydrolase activity; manganese ion binding; magnesium ion binding. The transcript has 5 exons. Gene Ontology annotation, biological process: nucleoside diphosphate metabolic process; coenzyme A catabolic process. The record is from RefSeq and is a predicted model, not a curated record. Bases 9 to 896 code for a protein of 295 amino acids.